Molecule: messenger RNA, 384 nt
Organism: Lolium rigidum
Lineage: Eukaryota; Viridiplantae; Streptophyta; Magnoliopsida; Poales; Poaceae
Exons: 1
Coding region: 112-384 (90 amino acids)
Source: RefSeq, a predicted model, not a curated record
CAUCGAACCAGUUCUCUCUCUACUGCAAGUCCAAUACUUGACACAAGCACACAGCGAUCAGAAAUCACUUUCCACUCUCGACCAACUCAGCAAGGAGAAGAAGGAGAAGAGAUGGCUGCUGGAGCGAAGGCAUCGUGGAUGGUGGCGAUGAGCGUGGGCGCGGUGGAGGCGCUCAAGGACCAGGCCGGACUCUGCCGAUGGAACUACACGCUGAGAUCCAUCCACCGGGCCGCCAAGGCCAAGGCCAGCACCCGCAGCGCUGUCUCCCAGGGCAAGAAGCAGCUUCCGGCCUCUGCAGCGGCGGUGGCAGAGCAGCGGCGAGCGCACAAGGCGGAAGAAGGGCUGAGGACGGUGAUGUACCUCAGCUGCUGGGGACCCAAUUAG